CCCUGAGUUCCUAGCAUGCUUGACCCAUGGCCACCGAAUUCCAGCGCGCCUGUCGUGCUCUUGAAAAAUUGCAGGAGAGUGUGUCCCAGCUGGCUGGUGCUCAGGGUGAGGUAAGCGACUGGAUCGUUCUUGCCACCACCAGCGCAGCGGAACAUUCGAUCUCGGAGGAUGAGCGCAUCGCUUUCGUUGAAGCGGAGGAGAAGUUGCUACAUCUGGAGGAGCUCACUGUGAAGAUGCGGAAGAAAUGUCACGCGCACGAAGAGCUUCAAAGGUUGCAAGCUGAGCUUGAACGUGACGCCAGCAUCGGCGAGGUGCUGUUGGGGCGGAUUGCCGAACUACAAGGUACCGCAACCUAUGGGCGUAAUAUGCUUGAGAAGGUCAAUUCCUUUCUAGCACAGUUUGACGCGGCCAAAGAACGCUUCACAUCAGAAGUUGUGCCGCGCUUCGCUGCUGCAGUGGCAGCACAUGAGGCUGAAGAGGCUUUGUGCAACGAGCGAGAGCACAGACAGGCGGAACUGGAGCGAAGUCGGGCCUGGGAAGAACAGCAGAAACCCUUGGAGGAGCUGUUAGCCAGUAGCGAGAAGCGCUUACAGGAACUGCAGCUGGCACAACAGGACUCAGAGUGGCUUCGUGUUUGGAAAAGCUCAAGGCACCUUGAAAUGAGUUUUGAAGAAGUUGCACGAGACGCACGCGCAACGAAGAGCAUAUACAGCUGAUAUACGGCUGAUAUACGGCUGAUAUACAGCUGAUAUACAGCUGAUAUACAGCUGAUAUACAGCUGGACUGAUGCUCCAAAGUCGAGAUAUGUCUAGAUUCUUUAUUGAUAUUGAUGCCCAAACUGAAACCUGGUGCCCAUGCACCAAGCAUCACAAACCAUGCUUUAAGCCUCGAGCAUGCUGCCUGACAAAUCAGUCUUUGCCUUGCAAAAAAGAAACGACUGUAUGCCCU
This is a messenger RNA of Cladocopium goreaui, 948 nucleotides long. The record is from the annotation of a GenBank genome assembly. NCBI's taxonomy places the organism in Eukaryota, Dinophyceae, Suessiales, Symbiodiniaceae.